This is a messenger RNA of Fonsecaea nubica, 1701 nucleotides long. RefSeq lists its product as hypothetical. The transcript is spliced from 2 exons. Bases 1 to 1701 code for a protein of 566 amino acids. Gene Ontology annotation, cellular component: membrane. Gene Ontology annotation, biological process: zinc ion transmembrane transport; intracellular zinc ion homeostasis. Gene Ontology annotation, molecular function: zinc ion transmembrane transporter activity. The record is from RefSeq and is a predicted model, not a curated record. NCBI's taxonomy places the organism in Eukaryota, Fungi, Ascomycota, Eurotiomycetes, Chaetothyriales, Herpotrichiellaceae.
AUGGGUUUCACCAAGACACAGAGGAUUUGUAUUCUUCUAGGCAUAGAUUCCGUCUUUUUUGUGAUUGAACUGGUCGCCGGCUAUGCAGUGCAUUCUUUGGCCCUUGUGGCUGAUUCGUUUCAUAUGUUAAACGAUGUCAUCUCCCUUUGCGUUGGACUAUGGGCGGUCCGUGUCGCCAAUACCGGAAGCUCGAAAAUGUACACCUAUGGCUGGCAGCGAGCGGAAACACUGGGGGCAUUGGUCAAUGGAGUCUUUCUAGUUGCCCUUUGCUUGUCCAUCUUUCUGGAAGCAAUCCAGCGAUUUGUCGAACCACAGCCUGUCUCGAACCCCAAGCUCGUCCUCAUUGUCGGCUGUCUCGGCCUUACCUCCAAUAUUCUUGGGCUUUUCCUUUUCCACGAGCACGGUCAUAGUCACGGCGAGAAGGAGCAGACGCACGAGGAUCCUGUGAGAUCUGCCGAAGAAGGCCAUGGACACAUCUACGACGACAACGGGGAGACACAAAGAGUCGUGGACGAACAUGGAAAUAUCGAAGACAUCCUCCCACAAUUCCGAAUGGGCAGUUUCAGAUCCCCUGAUCGUCGAGCUUUCACAAAGUCUGAUGAAGAGAACACAACCAUCUCAGCAAGAUCUUCGAACACCCCGACUCGUAAAUCGAUCGCUAACGGCGAAAUCCAUCCCCGGAACCGCCGUCGCACCUCGGGUUCCUUUGGUCGGGGGUUUGGCUCAGUCGAUAAUAUCCACAUUCAUCCAGCCUCAUUCCGCCAGGAUAUUAUCCACGCGGCGCGGUUGGAAGAGCACUCCGAGUCGGAAACCUCAGAAGAAAACGCCUUGUUGAUUGAACCCGAUUCACCAGACCAGCGCCAUGAAAGGUCAGCCAAUGGUUUGCAGUCGUCCUCAAAUGACAAACGUUUCCCCGGUUAUGGCAGCAUCAGCAAACGAAAGAGCGUUGACUACAGUCACACGGAGCACCACCAUAAUUCCCCAGCCGACGGCUCCAAAUCGGGCCAUGGACAUGGUGGGCAUGGCCAUUCGCAUGGAGAUCUGAAUAUGCGUGGGGUUUUCCUGCACGUCAUGGGCGAUGCUCUUGGAAACAUCGGUGUAAUAGCGACUGCACUGAUCAUCUGGCUGACUACGUUCCCGGGACGCUUCUAUUUUGACCCUGCGAUAUCCCUUGUCAUUACCCUCAUUAUCUUGGGUAGUGCCAUUCCCCUCUGCAGAGCCGCUGGGCGCAUUCUCUUACAGGCAGUUCCUGUGGGCAUGUCGAUCGACGAGAUCACAGCAGACAUCGAAUCACUUCCACGAGUUAUUGAGGCCCACCACCUCCAUGUUUGGCAGCUCAGUGAUACCAAGCUCGUGGCGAGCUUGCAUGUAAAAGUUGACUGCGAGAUUGACGGCACUGGGUCCUCCAGCUACAUGCAUCUCGCGAGAGAGAUUCGAGGCUGUCUACACGGCUACGGCAUUCACAGCUCGACCAUUCAACCCGAAUUCGUGAAUGAGGAUGAUCCGCAUGCUGCUGAACCAGGAGCUGAUUCUGACGAGGGUGCUGGUAGUGGGCAACUGACUCCAAAGCACAAUACCAACGCAAGUAAGACUGCAAGCCUCAGGAGUGAGGGUCAACCAGCAUGUUUGCUCGAUUGCGGUGAUAUGUGUGCUGGGAGCAAGAUGUGCUGUCCGCAUGAUGGCAAGCAUGGAAAGAAGUAA